Messenger RNA from Naegleria gruberi, 432 nucleotides. RefSeq lists its product as uncharacterized. The coding region runs from base 1 to 432 and encodes 143 amino acids. NCBI's taxonomy places the organism in Eukaryota, Heterolobosea, Eutetramitea, Acrasida, Naegleriidae. The transcript has a single exon. The record is from RefSeq and is a predicted model, not a curated record.
AUGACCAGACAAUUGACUCAUGGAAGACAACCAGUCCAUGGAACUGAAGUCUCAUACAGCAAAUAUGCCUCCAUCUUUUUCAAUAUGAUUAAUCAAUUCAUCCCUCUUGCUGCAAGGAUAGCAAUGACCCAUUUUCAUGUUAACUUUCUUGUUCAAAUGUUGAUCCUACCACCAGUAUAUCUUAUUUUUGGUGGAAGAUGGACUCUGUGCUUUCACAAUUUACUACAUCAAGAAGAUUCAUUGAAUUCAAUAAUUGAUCUUUUUCUUGGAGUUGGUUUUGGUCACUUUUUAACAUUCGAUCCAGCAAAGGCUGCCCAUGAUGCUGAUCACAAUUUCAACUAUGGCCAAGGGAGCAGAAAGUACUCUAUGGACACCACACAAGAUUACUUGGCACCAGCUGAUGUUCUAGAUACAGACAUAAGCAAAUCCUGA